Molecule: messenger RNA, 1253 nt
Organism: Bemisia tabaci
Lineage: Eukaryota; Metazoa; Arthropoda; Insecta; Hemiptera; Aleyrodidae
Source: RefSeq, a predicted model, not a curated record
UUUUUUUGUCUGUUCUGUGUGAACUUGCUGUCAUAGGGUUACCAAAGUGCGCAGAGGCAUAGAGGCACAUUUCACGCAUUACGUGGAAAGAGCCGCAUCUACGUGCGCGACAUUCAUCAGUUUCAGUCCGGAAAAGCAAGACGAGCGAGAAUAUUAUUUGCAAUUCUUAUUUUGAAGAGAUGUUGCAUUCAAAGUUUCAGGGAUACGAUCAUAUUGUUUUAGGAAUUAUUUGAUUGAGUGAUUGAAUUAUUUCAGCCAAAAAUGCGGCCCACUAUGCUUUUGUUAUGCGUGUUUACGGUCGUAACUCUGUUUUCCUAUUCCCAUUGUGCAGUUAGAGUCUGUAAAAGUUGCGAUCGAAAGGUGCCUCCCCAGCCUGAGGAUGAGGACCUUUAUCAUUUGGAACAUGCAGACCCUUGUCAUGAUGUUGAGCUAAUAUCACAGGGAACGAGGGAUGAUCGUCAGAGAAUGGUGAAUAAUGCAGCGCAUGAAAAAUGUUGCACUCUCGUAGAGCUGUACAAAAAGUCUAAAAUGUAUGAUGAGAAGAAGUCUGCAUGCCCAGGCGCUGUGUGCAGCGGUUGCAUUCAGUACCCAAAUUUAUUUGGGGAUAUGAGGUUCAAAUGUAGGAUUGAAUGGUACAGUUCUACCGGAUGGUUCAAAGCCUUGCCUAACCAAAAUACUUUGGCUUGUUGCGUUGCGGACGAUGUUGCCAGGUAUGAAAAAAUACAUAGGACGUACGGCGCCGCCUACCCUGUUUCGGCGACACCGAGAGCGAACCCGAAAAUUCAGCGCCCCUCUACCUCCACCUCAACCUCCACCUAUGCUCCGGUCUUUGCCCCUGCCCCUGCCCCCGCCUCCGGGAAGGGAACAUCGAGAUUGACGAAGGAACGAAGACAUUCUCAAAGUCCUCCGAAGACUGAGCGUGGUCGCACGAUUACCCGAAAAUCCAGUGAUAGCUCCUGGUUUGCCGGAAACAAGAAAAGUUCUGGAAGAAGUAAGAGCCACAGUCCGUCCUCGCUAAGUCGACCUCUUUUAGAUUGCAACUUUGAUUAGUCCGUAAUACCAAAUGUUUAUAAAUUACUACCAUAACAAUUACUAUCAUAAUAAUAGUUAUAUUUUCAUAAUUAAGCACCUCUAUAAAGGGAAUUUUAAUACAAGGGGGGAAACAAAUAAUAUAUUGUAAAUAAAUUAAAUAUGUAGGUUUCACUUAGCAUGUAACACAGGCCUUCGGGCUGUGGCCUGUCUACCACAGUUCC